AUGCCUCGAAUGUUAUCAGUUGAUGACAAAGAGACACCUUUGCAACCCACUUUGCCGGAACUGUUACAUGCAAUCCGCCACAAGCAAGCCUCGAACCCAUCAACCUGGGAAGUACCCCACAGAGGUUACCUGGACUUCGUUACGCAGGCGCUCCUGCCAACAUAUCUACGCAACUACGUUGGUCAGUCCAAUAAGCCCAAACUCCGAAUUCCGCAGCAUAUCAGGGAAACAUUAGCAGGAUCGAGGCGCUCUCUGCAUUAUUACAUCAUCAACAACGACGGAGAGUGCUCAAGACAUACAAAGUUUAUUCGACUUUGGACCAUCCCCUUUCCUCCGCGAACUGAUACCAUAAUCACGCUUGUCCUUGACAACUUUUUGGAGAUGGUCAUAUGCCGAGCUUUUCAAUCUCUUCCUGUGUCGAGUCUAGAGGAGAUCUUUGGACCCUGCCCAGAGGGUCAAUAUUUUGAAAUUGGUUUGGAUGUCAUAUCUCCUUUACUUCAGGGAAGGUUUCUAAGCCCUUUCUCUCGCCAUAAGGUCGUGCAGCUUCUAUCUGAUUCACCAGAUCACGAAAUCCGUGAAUGGGCACUUCACCGCAAUAGCGAAAAUCAUCAGCUUCGCCGGACAUUAAACUCUGGAGAAUUGCCUGCCAUUAGUACUAGUUCGAGUCUCGAGGAAGCUCCCUUAAUUCAAGCUAGUGAGCAUAUCUGGGGGCCCUUGCAAGUGCAUAUAAUAGAUCCCCAAUCCUGGUUCCGGUCAACAAUAGCCAAGCUACAACAGAAUGACUCGACAAUUGGAGCUGGAGUUGACAUGAUCAGUCCGAUCGGAAGCUCUGAGGCUUCCAUAGGUAUUGCCUUCGAGCCUACCCCGCUACAUAACUAUGAUAAGAGUGGUCAGGCCAUUAGCAUACCGUGGGGCCUACGGGAGGGUGGCUUUCGGGCUUCAAACUCAUUGAUUUGGCCAUUUGACCUUCAAAGAUACACUUACAUGUCAGAGAGCUAUCAAGUGCAGUCUUUCUCUACCUCUAAGCGCAAUAUUUUACGUGAUGCUUCUCAACAGCUCAUAGCUGGUACUCGACUUCGGGUUAUCAUCAUGUGCGGUGAUAUUGAAGAAAUCAUACAUCCGACUAACGCAAAGAAAGUGGUCUUAACUCUGAACGACAUGGCUUACAAUACAUGGGUCGAAAUUCAGCAAAAGAAAGUCGCAAGAAUAUUCAUUCGCGCACCAGCCCCCCUCUCCGAACUCUGGUCUAGCCAUGGAAGACAAGGUCCCCGCAGAGGCAAACAACAUACGAAGCUGAGAAAACGAAGACUUGAAGAUCUGGAUUCCCGUGCACACAAACGGGCCAGAGGGCCGGACGAGGAGGGACUCGAAUCAAAGGACUAG
Messenger RNA from Aspergillus caelatus, 1383 nucleotides. RefSeq lists its product as uncharacterized. The record is from RefSeq and is a predicted model, not a curated record. Bases 1 to 1383 code for a protein of 460 amino acids. NCBI's taxonomy places the organism in Eukaryota, Fungi, Ascomycota, Eurotiomycetes, Eurotiales, Aspergillaceae. The transcript has 3 exons.